Molecule: messenger RNA, 3780 nt
Organism: Gambusia affinis (western mosquitofish)
Lineage: Eukaryota; Metazoa; Chordata; Actinopteri; Cyprinodontiformes; Poeciliidae
Gene: kdm2ba
Product: lysine (K)-specific demethylase 2Ba
Exons: 10
Coding region: 290-2734 (814 amino acids)
Biological process (GO): protein demethylation; regulation of transcription by RNA polymerase II
Molecular function (GO): transcription coregulator activity; DNA binding; histone demethylase activity
Source: RefSeq, a predicted model, not a curated record
AUAAAGAAUUUUACCCUGGAAGCUGCCGAGUUGCAAAUAAAACAUUCUUUUUUAAUCUAAUGUUAUAUUUUAGUCCCUAUUUAAAUAUGUUAGUUUUUGGAAUGUUUAAGUUUGAAAUUUAAAUCUAAGAGGUUUUAAAAUAAAAAUAUAACUGACGUGUUCCUAUGUGAAAACUAUUUAAAGCAGAAAAGAAGAUGGAUACAUUUCUUUCUGUGGGAUGAAUAUAAUUUUCAACAUGCUGUUGUUUGAUGUGUUUAAAGACUGAAAACUGCAGGAGUAGUUAAUUUUGAUGUGUUCAAUGAAUAGGCAAAAUUCAUCAGAUUUUUCAGUAUUUGACCUGCAGAUUCAGUUUGUACUUUUUUUAGUUUAUAUUUGCCCAGAAGCUGAAAUGAACAGAAGAACAAUCAAUAAAUCACGUGUGUGUUCAGCAUCAGCGACUCCCAAUAAACGAGCAGUCAACCGUCCGAAGCCAAAGAUGGGGUCAACGUCGGCCGUCAAGCUGCCGUCCAACCGGAGCGCGUCGGGAGCCAGGCGCAGGAGAACGCGCUGCCGGAAGUGCGAGGCGUGCCUCCGCACAGAAUGCGGAGAGUGCCACUUCUGCAAGGACAUGAAGAAGUUUGGGGGGCCGGGGCGCAUGAAGCAGUCCUGCAUCAUGAGGCAGUGCAUCGCGCCCGUCCUGCCCCACACAGCCGUGUGUGUGGUGUGUAAAGAGGCGGGGAAGGAGGACACGCUGGAGGACGAAGAGGAGAAGUUCAACUUCAUGCUAAUGGAGUGCUCCAUCUGCAACGAGAUCGUCCACCCCAACUGCCUCAAGGUGAGUGACGCUUCAGGUGUGGUGAAUGAUGAACUGCCUAACUGCUGGGAAUGUCCCAAAUGCAACCACGCAGGCAAAAGUGGAAAAGUAUUGAAGCAAAAAAGGGGCCCCGGGUUCAAGUACGCCUCCAACCUCCCCGGCUCUUUGCUGAGGGAACAGAAGCCCGCGAAGGAGGAGGGGGACCUUUCCUCUGCGACGAAGAGGAAGCCGGACAGAGACGAGACGCCAAGAUACAGAACCGAGGAGGCUCUCCAUCGGCAGCCGCCACUGCUGUCCCCCAGUGGCCUGCCGAGGCCCAGACCCGAGGACAAACUGAGGAAGAAGAGGAAGCUUUUCGAUGAUGAUGACGAAGAGGACCUCAAUGUGAGAAAGAAGGUUGGUGACAAGUCAGACGAUUCGUACAUUUCUAAACUUCUCCCCCAAGUCAAGACGGAAAAGGAGGAGGAAGAUGAUGAUGAUGAGGAAGGCGGAAGGGAGCAUCCUUUCCGCAGCGGCGUGGACAGGAAAGGGCGCUUCGGAGAGGCCGAAGAGGAAGCGGACUACAGAGACUCCAGAAACGACUCGUUGAAUUCUUCCAUCAAAACCCCACUUGGAGACAGCGACCACUCUCUCUGCAGCUCUCCGCAGGCCGGCCCCAGCAGCGAGGGCGGCAGCGAGACGCAGGAAAGGGGGCCCCGUCCGAAGGCUCGCCGUAAGCGGCGUCUGCCCAACAGGGAACUGAGCCGAGAACUGAGCAAAGCACUGAACCAGGAAAUCCAGAAGACUGAGGACUGCCUGGCCAACGAGAACAGGCAGCCGCUCAAGGUGGAGCCGGAGACGGAGAACGAGGAGCCAAAGAAGCUGUUCCGCAACGGUAACGAACUCAGCGACCAGAGGUCCCACCUCAAGACCAAAGAGAUGAACGGGAACACCUGGGAUUUGCGCCACUUUUACCCAAGUCCGAUCACUCCCCUGGGCUUCAACCGGAGCACCCCGACCACGCGGCCGGUGCCGCCGCGCUCCCCACCCAAGUGCGUCCAAAUGGAAAGGCACGUAAUCCGGCCGCCUCCGAUCAGCCCGCCUCCCGACAGACUGCCCCUGAAAGACGGGAAAGCACACAUCCUUCAGCGCGAAGUCUGGAUGAAGAUAUUCGGCUACCUGUCACACCAGGAGUUGUGUGUCUGCAUGAGAAUCUGCAAGACGUGGAACCGAUGGUGUUGUGACAAGAGACUUUGGACAAACAUCGAUUUAAACCGCUGCACCUCCAUCACACCACUCAUGCUCAGCGGGAUAAUCCGCAGGCAGCCGGUCUCCUUGGAUCUCAGCUGGACGAACAUUUCCAAAAAGCAGUUGAGCUGGCUCAUUAAUAGAUUACCAGGUCUGCGAGUGUUGAAGCUGUCUGGUUGUUCCUGGGCUGCUGUCUCUGCGCUCUGCACGUCCAGCUGCCCCCUGCUGCGCACGCUGGAUGUCCAGUGGGUGGAGGGACUCAAAGACGCACAGAUGAGGGAUCUCCUUUCACCUCCCACAGACAACAGACCAGGUCAGCUGGACAAUCGCUGCAAGCUGCGGAACGUGGAGGAACUGCGGCUGGCAGGGCUGGACAUCACCGACACGUCCUUGCGUCUCAUCAGCCGACAGAUGCCUCUUCUGUCCAGGUUAGACCUGAGUUACUGCAACCACAUCAACGACCAGUCUGUGAACCUGCUCACUGCAGCAGGAACUACAACCAGAGACUCACUCACAGAAAUCAACCUAUCAGUUUGUAACAGAGUCACAGAUCAUUCAUUGAACUAUUUCAAGCGCUGCGGCAGCAUCUGCCAGAUCGACCUUCGCUUCUGUAAGCAGGUGACCAAGACGGCCUGUGAGCACUUCAUUGCAGAGAUGUCUGUGAGCGUCCCGUUCAGACUGAAAGAGGACAAGCUGCUGCAGAAGAUAAGCUAGUUUCCAUCGGGACGAAAAACCCCCCCAACGUUUUCAGACUGUUUUUGCACUUAAACUACACGUCCUGUGAUAAGUCUCUGAAUCACUGUCGUCAUAGAAUACAAUGAGAGGGAAUUCAAUGGGAGGUGAUGUUCAUUGGACAGAAAAGGAGGAAAAAGGUUGCAUGUAUUUCUUUUUAUAUUUUUACUUUUAUAAACAUGUGGUUGUAUUUGAGUUAUUUUUAUUGGCUUUGUUUCAUUUUUGAACAGAUUUUUCUACAAGCAAAAUCUUUCAAGUUAUUUUCUCUUUCUGUUUCUCGAGCCCAAAUAUCAGACUCUUAUGUAAUUUUCAACAGAACAACUUGGCUUCCUUUUUUUUUUUUUUUUCUUCUCCUUUUUUUUUUUUUUCUCUUGUGUGCCAAAAUCUCUGUUUGACGUCGACGCUUCAGUAUACAGAUAAGAAAAACAUGCAUGUGCUGUGAUUUAAUUACCAUAGCUACGUUAAAUAGGUAAAUUUCAGAGAAGAGAAAGCGAUAAAUUUCAUAUUUCUGUUACACCCUUGGAUGUUUUACAAAAGACUUUUAACUGUGGGGCGUUUUGUUUAGGGGUUUUCAGCAAUCUCUCAAUAUUAAUUUAUUGAUUUAUAUUUUUAUUACAGUUUGUAUUUAUUUGUUUAUUCAGUGACUUGACAUAGGUGUCUUACAUAGUUGGUUCAAAUGAUGCGUGUGAAUAAUUUAUCAGGGUGGUUGGAGCUUGUCCCAGCCACCUGGUUUGUGUUUUGGUGCCCGAAAGUCAAUUAAAGCGAAUCUAACGAUGACUUUAAAGCAGGCAACCUCGCACAACUAUAUGGGCAACUAAUUAUGACCUCUGCAAGUAUUUGCAUACAUUUAAAAAUAUACUUCAUACAGUCGGUGUUGUAUUUUUGGGUGUUGUGCUGUAAAUUUAUCGCCUCAGGUGAAUGUGAUUAUGUUUAUACAUGUAAAUCAAAAAAGAAGUGCUAAUUUGCAUUAAAAGAACUUAAUUUGUAUCAUCAUGGAGACUUUUUGACUGAUAAAUGGCUUAAGCACA